Messenger RNA from Fusarium venenatum, 1722 nucleotides. RefSeq lists its product as uncharacterized. The record is from RefSeq and is a predicted model, not a curated record. Gene Ontology annotation, molecular function: RNA binding. Lineage: Eukaryota; Fungi; Ascomycota; Sordariomycetes; Hypocreales; Nectriaceae.
AUGAAGGCUUAUCGGACCGCACCAACACCCGACCCAGCAAGGAUCGUAUCUCCAACUGUCGAACAUCUCGACCGCGCAAGUCCCUCUCCGCCGUUUACUGGUUCAGCAAGUACCAGAGUCGCGGACACAAACUCACCAUUUGCCACAAGUUCGGCGGCGUCUACCGCGACACUGCCAGCCAUGACUAUGACUAGUUAUCUUCCCACAGGCCACGCCUUUAGGCCGACCAGAGCCCCGGGAUCAACAUACACUUCGACCAUGCACGAGAUCCCUCGAUAUGGAAUGGCCGCGUUCUCAGGCUCUGUAUCUCCCACCGUAUGUGUCAAGAUUCGGUGCCUGCCACUCAACACUACAGAGGAAAGCCUGAGGCUCAUGGCCGUUUUCUCGCCAGAACUCGCUGAUGUGGAAGUACUCCCUGUGGAACAAUCAGAAGACAGCGGGUUUCGCUCCGCUCACAUGCGAUUCCGAUCAAUGGAGGCAGCACAGCAGGCCAGAACUAUGCUGGAUGGCCGUCCCAACAUUUCCAACAGCGCCCAGAUGAUUGUCGAGAUCAAGUCCGAUACCUCUCCAUUCGCGCAGCGAUAUUCCACUGAUCCUUUACCGGCGAACAACUCGAGUUCACCGGCUUCGGCUGCGUCAGCAUCAUCUGCAAUUGGACCAGGUCAGGCUUCAAGAUUCAACGGUGGUUUCCACUCACUCGAGAGCCUCUCCCCUCAAACAAACCAUGCCUACACUGGACACGAACUUCCCAAACCGAACUCAAAUGUUGAUUUCAAAAGCAUGUUCUCCCCGCAAUCCCCCAUCGGUAACCAUCUGAAUGACCAUGGUAGAAUGAGUGGAAAGGACCUCAUCGCUAAUGACUCUGUUGACGACGAAACGAGCAAUCUCUUGAACGACCCUCUGGCGUAUGCCGACAUCAAUAACACGGCUCCUCAGCGCAGGGCUACUGCACCUCAAAUCCCCAUCACUGGUAUGGCUUCUCUCUCACUAAACACGAGCAACAUGCCACCAUCAGCUCCCUCAUCUUUGCCUCAUUUCAACAGCGCCAUGUCUGCCCAGCCAGGGCAAAUGUCUCCCUUAGACAAGGGUGCCUUCAACCGUUAUCAACCAGCCCACGCCCGACAAGCCUUUCCGCCAGUGAAUCCAGCCGAUCAAAAUCCCCCCUGCAAUACCCUCUAUGUUGGCAACCUUCCCGGCGACGCGUCCGAGGAGGAGCUAAAGCGCAUCUUUGCGUUAGCACGUGGUUACAAACGCCUCUGUUUCCGAACCAAACAAAACGGGCCCAUGUGUUUUGUUGAGUUCGACGACGUCACGUGUGCUACCAAGGCGCUCCACGAAUACUACGGGACAAUGUUACACAACAGCACUAAAGGCGGAAUUCGUCUCAGCUUCUCCAAAAACCCGCUCGGUGUUCGGUCUGGCCAGGCCCCUUCACACAAUAAUUCCAACACAAUGAGUGGACAUCUACCCAUGCCAGGCUCCACGAAUGGUUUCGUGUCGGCAAACAGACCACCUCCUGGACUUGCUGCACCUCCAGGGCUCGGAACUGGCCGUUCUCAUCACUACAUGGCCCCAGGUCACGGUAACGGGGCUUUGAACAACAUCGCAAAUUAUGGCUGGAAUCCGCCCAUGUAUAAUGAUCACGAUGACUCCAGGAAGAAAAGACCUGUGUUUCCUGGAAGCUACAAUCCUCGCUACAGCAACUACAUGCUUGGAAAAUAA